UGUGUCCUCUCACCACUUCUUCAUGUUUGGCGCCCUUUGUUCCAACGCCACGAAUCUAAUUCCUCCCCCUUCUUCUUCUUCUUCUUCUUCUUCUUCUUCUUCACACACCUCUCAAUCUCCACAACUCAAUAGCUCAAAUUGAUUCUGUGAUUCUCUUCUCGAGUAGUAAUUCACAACUUACUAGUUUCUGUUUUUACGCACAGAAAGAGAGAGAGAUAGAGAGAGAUAAUUAGGUUUUGGGAAUGGUGGGCACAACAAGACAAGGCAUUCCUUCUUGGAUAAGCGCCGCAGCAUCGCGAGGAGUUGAACUCGACGCAAACCUAACCACCUCUGUAUCCGAUAACAUGGCGAGAUCAUCAGACGAAGAAAUCGAAGAACGAUCUUCGCUCCAAUCUCAAUCUCAUCACCAUUCCAAAACCCUAUCGGAUUUCAAUUUAGGUUUUGCGGAGAGGGCUUUCUCCGCCGCCGGUGCCGCCGUCCUCUCGGCCGUCCUCGUUAACCCUCUCGAUGUCGCCAAGACAAGGUUGCAAGCACAGGCUGCUGGUGUCCCUUAUGAUGGUAUUUGCAAUAUGGCAUGUUUUGAAACAAACACGAUGCUUCCAGAUAUGAGGUGUCCUCCACCCUGCACUCAUGCAGUUCUUGAUGCUGAAACAGCAUGUCCUCGGGAUUGCUCUCGGUAUAAAGGCACAUUGGAUGUCUUCUACAAAGUUAUACGUCAGGAAGGAUUUGCAAGACUUUGGAGAGGCACAAAUGCAAGUUUAGCAUUGGCUGUGCCAACUGUGGGGAUCUACUUGCCUUGUUAUGACAUUUUCCGCAAUUAUAUGGAAGAAUUCACAUCACAGAAUGCCCCAAGCCUUACGCCCUAUGUCCCCUUAGUUGCUGGCUCAGUGGCACGCUCAUUAGCUUGUGUCACUUGUUACCCUGUUGAACUUGCAAGAACUCGUAUGCAGGCAUUCAAAGAAGCUCAAGGUGGUGUGAAGCCUUCAGGAGUUUUUAAGACAUUGUCUGGGAUCGUCUCCCCAGUUGGGAGCAGAAACAGCCUUCAAAACAUGCAAAGCUACCGCCUCUUGUGGACAGGCCUUGGAGCACAACUUGCACGUGACGUUCCUUUCUCUGCCAUCUGCUGGUCAACCCUUGAGCCUAUCAGGAGAAGAAUAUUUGGUCUAAUGGGUGAUGAAAUCAGUGCAGCCAAUAUCCUGGGGGCAAACUUCUGUGCUGGAUUUUUUGCUGGAAGCCUUGCAGCUGCUGCUACAUGUCCCUUAGAUGUUGCAAAAACUCGGCGGCAGAUUGAGAACGAUCCAACCCGAGCAUUGAAGAUGACCACAAAACAAACAUUGCUCGAAAUCUGGAGGGAUGGAGGGAUGAAGGGGCUGUUUACAGGAGUUGGUCCUCGUGUUGCUCGUGCUGGCCCGUCGGUUGGAAUUGUGGUUACCUUUUAUGAAGUUGUCAAGUAUGCUUUACAUCAAAGACACUUAAACCAGUGAACACAACUAGAACAAGAUUCUUUUUAUUGAGAACAUCUUUCUUUGCUUGCCAUUGGCGUAAAAGAACUUUGGCAAAAAGCAUGGUUUCGAUACUAAUUUUAGCAAUUGAAAAGGAAGGUGAUUCCACAUUGAGUGGAGAUGAAGCAGAGAAUCUAGUUUCUGCUGGUAUCCUUUCUUCAUUGCCAUGCAGUUUGUAUAUUUUCAGCUGCUGGGGAAAAAAAAAUAAGAAAAUAAAAAUUUUGUUAUUUAUUUAUUUAUGGUUAAAAAGUAAGCCGGUUGCAUGUGCGCUCCGUGAUUUUGAGAACGAAGUCAUUUCCAGAAUUUAGCAUUGUGAUGCAUAAAUGUGAUGAAAUUACUUGUACAUUAAUCAUUCAUAAAAACUGUGGAAUAACAGGGCAACAAUUUUAAUGCUUGGCAUGCA
Camellia sinensis is the source of this 1905-nucleotide messenger RNA. RefSeq names its product mitochondrial carrier protein MTM1. The record is from RefSeq and is a predicted model, not a curated record. Lineage: Eukaryota; Viridiplantae; Streptophyta; Magnoliopsida; Ericales; Theaceae. Gene Ontology annotation, biological process: mitochondrial transmembrane transport. Gene Ontology annotation, cellular component: mitochondrion.